Leishmania mexicana MHOM/GT/2001/U1103 is the source of this 1437-nucleotide messenger RNA. RefSeq lists its product as hypothetical. Gene Ontology annotation, cellular component: cytoplasm. The coding region runs from base 1 to 1437 and encodes 478 amino acids. The record is from RefSeq and is a predicted model, not a curated record. The transcript has a single exon. Lineage: Eukaryota; Euglenozoa; Kinetoplastea; Trypanosomatida; Trypanosomatidae.
AUGUCCACGUUUGCCCUUGAACCUUUGCCGCUUUUCCAGCCCAUCACGGCCACGUCAGAGGAGCGCAUCACGCAAUUUUUGGAGACGCUGAGGGCGCAGCACAAGUCAGGCCUUCCGCUGCUCUUCCAGCGCGCCUGGAAUCGCGGCACAUCGGACUUGCCCACCCCGCAGAAUGACCUUCGUCUUCUGGCAUACGCCUUCCUCGUCGCGCGACACUGGAGCGUGGAGAAAGCAGUGAAGAUGGCUAACGGUGCGUGUCUCUUCGUCGAGAAAUUCUUCACCGGCAAUGAAUGGUUCUUGCCGUCUGCCUUCUCGAUUCGCGGCUACGAUCAGACCAGCGUGGCGGCAUGGACACAGCAGCCCUUCGGAACAACGAACACGCCGCUCUACCGGUGCAUGCAGGCGAUGACGCCACUGGUGCAUGGUGGGUUUCACUACUGGGACCGCCGUGGCCUGCCGGUGGCCUACUGGCUUGUAGGACGCAUGGAUACGCACUCGCUCCUCCGGAAACUGAAGCCGCAGGUCCCGGUUGGCACCACGAUCGAAGAGUUCUUCCAGCUUUUUGGAGGCGGCAUCAUCGAGACGGGCUGGGCACUCUGCAGGUACCAGGACGCCGUUCUCACAGCCCACCCGCAACCCGGGAUCGACAUGGGCGCGCCGCGCCGCAACUUCUGCACCAUCGUCGUGGACUGCAAAGGGCUAAACUAUAGGAUUAUCGACAGGCAGCUGCUGGAAAAGACAAAGGCGACGCUGCAGCAGAUGCACUGCGUGUUUGCCGACUGCAUCCACCGUAUCAUUGUCGUGAACUGCCCGCCGAUGGUGAAGUUUGCUUACAGACUCCUGAAAUCUGCCAUCGGCGAGGGUGUGCAGCAGAAGAUCACAUUUGUGUCGCCCGAGAACACGGCGGCGGCGCUCGACAGCGUCGUCGGUCUGGAGCGUGUGCCGGCCUUUCUUGGCGGCCACUGCCAUUGUGAGGGCGGCUGCAUCGCCUCCUACAACCCGAACGCCACCUUCACGACCGCGGAGGUUGACGACGAGGGUGACGCCACGACGGAGGACAUCAUCGUUGGCCCUGGCAAGAAGCAUGAGAGAGUGUUCGAGCUGCAGCAGGGCGAGGAGGUGAUUUGGGAGUUCUCGACGACGAAGGGCACCGAUGUACGCUUCUCCGUCAUGUUUUACCCGAAGCAGCAGGGCGUGACGGCGCAGUCGAAGGGUGGAAAGGUGAGGGUACGCAUCGACAAGUCAGCGAAGCGCACAACGACCGAGAACCCGGUGGUGAAGCAGGAGAAGCUGAAGGAUGGCGCAGACAGCUACAUGGCCCCUGAGGACGGCAUUCUGCAGCUCGUCUGGGACAACUCGAAGUCGAUCGUGAGCGACAAGGGCAUUCAGAUGCGCAUCUACAAGUCGGAAGCAAUGAUGGAGUCGCCCGAUGACUAA